Messenger RNA from Nicotiana attenuata, 510 nucleotides. RefSeq names its product jacalin-related lectin 2-like. NCBI's taxonomy places the organism in Eukaryota, Viridiplantae, Streptophyta, Magnoliopsida, Solanales, Solanaceae. The transcript has a single exon. The coding region runs from base 1 to 510 and encodes 169 amino acids. The record is from RefSeq and is a predicted model, not a curated record.
AUGGAUAUGAUCAGUGCUAGUGCAGUGGGAGGAGAAGGACUACGUGGAUCCAAAUGGGAUGAAAAGGGACGAGGAGAAGUAGCCCAGAAUUUUGUUUCCUACAAAGAUAAUCGUAUAGUUAUUUCACUGCAGUUUCUGUUCUUUGAGAAUGGCAACCUAGUUUUGUCAAAACCACAUGGUUAUGGUUAUGGUCAUGGUUCUAACUUCAACGCAGUUGUCUUGGAUUAUCCAUCAGAGUUUCUUACUUCGAUACGUGGUUCAUUCGGAUCAUGGGACGGAUAUAGUGUUUUGAACUCAAUAUCAUUUGGCACGAACAAAGGUUCUUAUGGACCAUUUGGGGGUACCCCUUCAGCUGAUGACAGCGACCGCGGCUUCAACUUUCAGAUAGGAAAUUAUCGUUCUUUUGGUGGAUUUUACGGCAGUACAAAUAAAUAUGGGAUUGAGAGUAUUGGGGUCUAUGUGAAGACCAUCACUACUUCCAUGAUCAAUUCUAAAGAUUCUUCAGUUUAA